UAGUGGUUUAAUUCCCUCGUUCUGGCUUUGUGUACGGUUAACAGAAGACAUGAAGGGGAAGUUCGUCUGCUGUUUUCUAGCUGUGCUGCUUCAGUUGUUGUCUGUCCGUGGACAGAACAACCCGUGCGUGGACACAACUGGCAUGGUAAUGAUGGCGGGCUCACAGUGCGGACAGUUCCACGCCUGCUACAGCGGAAUUCUCUACAAGACCGUGCUAUGUCCGGAGGGUAUGGCGCUGAAUUCCACCAGACAGAGAUGCACAGUGGACGCCUUCGACAAAUGUGUCGCCUCGAUGACCAGGUCGUUUCAGUGCCCGAGAGACCUGGAAAGAGCAUUCUACCCUGAUUAUUCCCUCGGCUGCCCAACACGGAACUUCUUCUCGUGCAGGUAUGGUGAGAUCGAGACAGGCCACUGUCCGUCUGGGAAAGUUUACGACGAAGGCACGGACACUUGCAGCGCCGAGGUUACAUGCAGCAGAGCCGCCCAGUGCGACUCGACGACGACGUUUGCCAUAUACGCCGACUACAACUCCGGCUGCCCUCCAACGGGAUUCUUCGUCUGUUUGUCUGGAACAGUGUUCGCCAACACCUGCCAAGAGGGACUGUUUUACAACGAAGGUGUGAAAAAUUGUGACUAUGCGCGCAAUAUUCCCUGUGCGCAAAAUGUGAAACACUGAACCUUUUUGGUAUGUGCGGAUAUAUCAGCAACCAAUGUCUAUUUCGUCCUACUUUGUUGACUAGGUCCCACUAAGAAGUGUUGGCAGCCGUUCGUCACUUCAAAACCUAGCUAUCGUUGGAUAUGAAUAUGUGCGUUGUCAAUUGGCCAUAUUAUUUAAAUUAAUAUUACUGGUGAUAAUUAGGAUAUUCGUGAAACAUGCUACCAUUUAAUAUGAAGUGUAGCCUAUGUCUCUGAUUAAAUAUUUUUCAUUUGUCACGCGAUAGUGAAGCUUGUGAAAUGAAAACUUCGACAUAAAUUUGAUACGAAAUUGAAGCCUGUUAAUUUAGUUCACAGGCACAGAUUGUUGGCGUGGGUGUUAAGGUUUUACACCCAUUCACCACUUAUCUUGGAAAUAUCCCCAAAAGCUAGCGGUUAACGGGUGAAUAUUUAAUGAAUGCAUAAUAUGCACAGUGUAAUUUAAAAUAUUAUGAGGUGUCUCGUUGCGAGUCACUUUGGUUAAUGUCAUGUUGAUGUUUUGUUUAGUUCACAAUCUGAUUAAAAUUAGCUCUACUGGGUCUACCACCAGUAGAUCUAACAGCAUU
Molecule: messenger RNA, 1259 nt
Organism: Gigantopelta aegis
Lineage: Eukaryota; Metazoa; Mollusca; Gastropoda; Neomphalida; Peltospiridae
Product: peritrophin-48-like
Exons: 3
Coding region: 50-676 (208 amino acids)
Cellular component (GO): extracellular region
Molecular function (GO): chitin binding
Source: RefSeq, a predicted model, not a curated record